Akanthomyces muscarius is the source of this 1686-nucleotide messenger RNA. RefSeq lists its product as uncharacterized. NCBI's taxonomy places the organism in Eukaryota, Fungi, Ascomycota, Sordariomycetes, Hypocreales, Cordycipitaceae. The coding region runs from base 1 to 1686 and encodes 561 amino acids. The transcript has a single exon. The record is from RefSeq and is a predicted model, not a curated record.
AUGACUGACGCCGACAAAGAAGGCACCAGACAACGGUGCGUGCAGAUUGAGCAGAUCUUGCGGAGCAACUGGAUCGGCGCUCACCGAGCACUCAUCUGUGCCACCAAUGAGUUCAGACACUGGCAACCCAGCGAGGUAGAAGCCCUCUGGAAACUACUCCCGGACCUUGAGAAGCGGAAGCUCUCCCCUCACGGGCCCGAAUCUCGUCCUGUGCCAAGAGGAAACCAGCGAUGGAAGGAGCUGGCGAUGAAGACGGCCAUGGUCGGUGCCAUCGAUGCUGUUGCCCUCGUCGCAUCACCGCUGGCCUUACUCUCCAAGACUAUGCGCCAGGAAGCGCUUCCAGGACUCAUCAGGUUUAAUUACGAGUCCAUCGGGUCGUCCUUCUUUGUCAAGUGCCCACUCGAUCUGCUCCGCCAAGCAGCUCAUGCCGGCAUGGCCGUGUGCGUGAGCCGGAACGGCGAUUUCAGUGUCCGCAAUUCGGGAUACGCUGCCAUUUCGCACACCUGGGCUGAAACAAUGGGCUUGGAGUUCAACGACGAAAAGGUGGACCAUGACGAUAGAGGCAUCAACUACAAACACUUUAGUCGCAUCAUCUCGGACGCGGUUGCUUCCACCGGGCACCACUGGUUUUGGCUGGAUUUGCUCGCCGUCCCGCAAAUCAAAGGCGACGAGCCCGAUGUGCAGAUGCUGCGAGAGCUAAAGACAAACGUCAUCAAUAGCCUGAUACACGUCUAUAGAAACGCUGACGCGGUCGUGAUACUCGACUCCUUGACUCUCCAAAUGUCGACACCGGAUCUCUGUGCCGUCGCCGCCAUAUUCAGCUGCGGGCGCUGGCUGACGCGAAUGUGGACAUACCAGGAAAUCAAGCUGGCGCGUAAAGCCCUCAUCGUCACCAGAGAUGGCGCGGUGGACUUUGAAGAAAUGGUCAACGCGCUGCAUAUCCGCGAGAGCGAAUCUGAUGUCGCCUAUAAACAAUGGCACGAAAUACAUUUGAAGUUCAUGCGACUGCUCCCCUCGGAUCCUCGUGGGGUCUCCCUUGCCGAUGCGGCAUUCUGCUGCGGCGAUAGGAACGCAGAAAACGACAUUGACUACGCCCGAAGCCUCUUCGCCUUGUUGGAUUUAAAGUGGCAGACAGGGUGGACAUAUGAGCAGGCCAUGCUACACAUUAUCACGUCGAGACCGCAAGACACUGCUCGGAUCGCCAACCUCCAGGGUAUGCGAGGGCUGCCCGCUCCGUAUUCAUGGGCGCCGCGCUAUCUCGCGCGACUGACGGGCAUGAUCAUCGGCGGAUACACUGCAACACAAGAUGGUCUGGUCGGCAGCUGGACAACCUUUCGUGUCAGCAGGGUCAUCAGGCACGGCGAGCACCGCAACGAGACGAAGCACAUUCUCCACCUGGAGCUGCAGAACCAGCGAGGAGAGCCAUUCGAGAUGUGGUCGGAGCUGUCGCAUGGCUGGACGCAUGCUAUGGAGCAGUGGCUGGAACAGGCCAGGCCGUCCGGAACGGCCCGGCUGCUGUGCGCAAAGGUGCCUGAGAAUCUGCGCGUCGACCACGACCCCGUCAUCAUGCUCAUGGUGCUGCAGGGCGGUGCCGAGUCGCUUGGGACAGUGGUUGGUACUUUGGCUAUGAACGACCCUGACGUCAAGGAGCUUGAUGGUGAGAGGAUGCAGUGGCUACUGGCCUGA